AACUUCUCAAGUGUUUUCACGGCGAGUACCUAAUACUUGCAAUGCUUAUAUAAGACGAUUACGAUAAUUUUUGAAGAUUUUUAUUUUUAUGUGGUCUUCCAUGGAAUGGUGAUAAAUAAUUUAUCUGUUUCUCUUUAAACGUUGCGCAAAAACCGAAAAUGUUGGUUCUGUAUGAAACGGCGACCGGAUAUGCCGUCUUCAAAGUUUUGGAUGAGAAAAAGCUGAAGAAGAUUGACAACCUUUAUGACGAAUUCCAGUCCUUUGACACAGCGAGCAGCAUAGUACAACUGCAGAAGUUUUACAAAUUUGGAACCACUGAGGAUGCACUGAGUGCUGCAACCGCUACUGUGGAGGGGAAGAUUGGAAAGAAGCUGAAGAAGGUCCUCAAGAAGAUCAAAGCCGAAGAUGCUCACGAGCAGCUGGCUGUCGCUGACAGCGCAUUGGGGAAGAUCAUUAAGGACAAAUUUGAUAUAACCUGUGUUGCCAAUACACAAAUCAGUGAACUGAUGCGUUGUAUAAGAACCCAAACAAAUAACCUGAUUGCUGAAGUCUCUGAAAGGGAAAACAACGCUAUGAUACUGGGUUUGGCUCAUGGGUUAUCUCGACAUACGCUAAGAUUCAGUGGAGACAAGAUUGAUACUAUGAUUAUCCAAGCCGUGUCUCUUCUGGACGACUUGGAUAAAGAAUUGAACAAUUACAUUAUGAGAUGUCGCGAAUGGUACGGAUGGCAUUUUCCAGAGCUGGGUAGCAUAAUCCAGGAUCACGCUGCCUACAUUAAAACUGUGAAAAAACUUGGAAUGCGCACUGCGACAAUCACAAUGGAUUUGUCCGAUAUACUACCUGCAGAUUUAGAGCAGCGCGUGAAAGAUGCCGGUCAGAUUUCGAUGGGUACUGAAAUCAGCGAACAAGAUAUCGAGCAUAUUAGCAGCCUUUGCGAUCAGAUACUUGAGAUGCACGAAUACCGAGCUCAACUGUACGACUACCUCAAAAACAGGAUGGCUGCGAUUGCUCCCAAUUUAACAGUACUCCUCGGUGAAUUAGUGGGUGCACGACUGAUCAGUCAUGCAGGAUCCUUAAUGGGUCUGGCAAAGUAUCCCGCUUCGACAAUCCAGAUAUUAGGAGCAGAAAAAGCUUUGUUCCGCGCUUUAAAGAAGAAGCAUGAUACCCCAAAAUACGGGUUGAUUUACCAUGCUCAAUUGAUCAGUCAAAGCAGUCCAAAGAUAAAAGGAAAAAUGUCCCGUAUGGUGGCUGCGAAAGCCUCUCUAUCGAUAAGAGUGGAUGCCCUAGCGGAGACUGAUGAUGCCGAUUUGGGCACGAUGCAGCGGGCAUAUCUGGAACAGAAAGCCAAAGAACUCGAAUCUGUUGAUGCCAGUCGGAAAGGCGGAGUUAGUGGAAAUAAGAACUUUGACAAAUAUCAGAAUAAGAGUCAAGUGUGGCAGUAUCAAUCAGGCAAUGACGUUACAAUAACACCUCAACAGAAGAUAAAGAAGGAGCCCGAUUUCUUUGAAUCUCCCGCGCCUGGGAAGCUGAAAAAAGUAUUUGGGGAAGAGCAAGAAGCUGAACCCAAUGGCGACGCUGAAACCCCUUCUGCGAAGAAGAAAGGAAAGAAACGAAAAGAUGCCGAGGAGAUCGAAGCUCAACCCGAAGUCGACAAUGGUGAAGCAGUCGUCGAGGAACCUUCAGAAGACAGUAGCGGGAAGAAAAAGAAAAAGAAGAAAGUGAAAACUGAAGAAGAAGCGUGAGGUCCGCCUUUUGGAAUUAUAUAUUUUUGUUGUCCAGCUUGGAAUUUUCCAUGUAUUUUUCUGAAGAAGUAUGGUUGGUUUUCGUGCUUUUGGUUGUUGGUCUUGUAUAAUUAUGUGUUUGAGCCUUUACUGGUUAAUUAGUACGUUGGAAGUUGGUGCACUUCCGCACGGUGUCAGUUGUUAGGUUUUGUUUAUUGCAAUGCAAUAAAUAACAGAUGUGCCGCGA
Messenger RNA from Paramacrobiotus metropolitanus, 1968 nucleotides. RefSeq names its product nucleolar protein 58-like. Bases 159 to 1742 code for a protein of 527 amino acids. Gene Ontology annotation, molecular function: snoRNA binding. NCBI's taxonomy places the organism in Eukaryota, Metazoa, Tardigrada, Eutardigrada, Parachela, Macrobiotidae. The record is from RefSeq and is a predicted model, not a curated record. The transcript is spliced from 14 exons. Gene Ontology annotation, cellular component: small-subunit processome; box C/D methylation guide snoRNP complex.